CACACCGCGGAGAGCCUGUCAUUUAAAAUACAGCAGCGAGGAUAUUCUGUUUUAAGCCUCUACAACUCAUAACUGCAGGGGAAGAGGACAACAAAAAUAACACCUAUUCUGCUUCCAUUUUUACCGGGUUUUCUUUAUUUAUUUUUUUGAAAAGCCAGCGUAGAGCGGAGAAUUUAAGACGAAAUUUCUCUUUUUUUUAAGCCGGUGGAGCCUUAGCUAGAUUGCUAACCUCAGCAAGUUGCAGCUGGAGAAGCUAGCAGCACUGAAGACAACAAAAGGAUUUCAUCAUUUCUAUCGCAGACGAGCGGUGCUGCGAGCGACGGACACAUGAAGCAUGAGAGGGUGGAGCUGAGGCUCAGCUGACCCUUUCCCUUCCUUCUCCUCCUCUCCCCCCCGUGCUCCAUUCGAUCAGCACCUCUCCCCCCCACCCUUCCCCUCCUUUUCCCCUUCCUGAGUCCCUCACCCUGUUGGAUCUCACCUCUCAUCUCGCCUCCCCUCCUCCUCCUCCAAUCAGCCAAGCCCAAUGUACUCCCCGGAGCAGGAAAACAUCUCCACCACCUCCUCCACCAAAGUGCCAGUGAAGUAUGGAGAGCUCAUUGUGCUGGGGUACAAUGGCUCUCUGCCUAACGGGGACCGGGGCCGACGUAAGAGCCGCUUUGCACUUGGUAAGAGACCGAAGGCAAACGGGGUGAAACCCAGCACAAUUCACAUCGCCUGCUCUCCACAGGCAGCCAAGGCCAUAAGCAACAAAGACCAGCACAGCAUCUCUUACACUCUCUCUCGAGUCCAGACGGUGGUGGUGGAGUACACACACGACAGCAAUACAGACAUGUACCAGAUUGGUCGAUCCACAGAGAGUCCGAUAGACUUCGUAGUGACGGACACGGUGGCGGGCAGUCAGAGUAACGCAGACACGCAGUCGGUCCAGAGCACCAUCUCCCGCUUCGCCUGCCGCAUCAUGUGCCAGCGCACGCCGCCUUACACCGCACGCAUCUACGCCGCCGGCUUCGACUCCUCAAAGAACAUUUUCCUCGGGGAGAAGGCCGCUAAAUGGAAGACGCCUGAUGCUCAAAUGGACGGCCUCACGACAAACGGCGUGCUGGUGAUGCACCCCCGAAACGGCUUCACCCAGGACUCCAAACCCGGCGUCUGGAGGGAGAUCUCGGUCUGCGGAAACGUCUUCACGCUGCGGGAGACUCGCUCAGCACAGCAGCGGGGGAAAAUUAUAGAGACGGAGAGUCAGGAGUUGGUGGACGGCUCCCUCAUCGACCUCUGCGGCGCCACCCUGCUCUGGCGCACGGCCGAGGGCCUGGCGCGCACCCCCACCCUCAAACACCUGGAGGCGCUGCGGCAGGAGAUCAACGCGGCGCGCCCGCAGUGUCCCGUGGGCUUCAACACACUCGCCUUCCCCUCCAUGCGGCGCAAGGACACGCCGGACGAGAAGCAGCCCUGGGUGUACCUGCAGUGCGGCCACGUGCACGGAUUCCACAACUGGGGGAACCACCGCGAGGAGAGGGAGGGCCGGCAGAGGGAGUGCCCCAUGUGCCGCGCCAAAGGGCCGUACGUGCCGCUGUGGCUGGGCUGCGAGGCGGGCUUCUACGUGGACGCCGCCCCCCCCACACACGCCUUUAACCCCUGCGGCCAUGUCUGCUCGGAUAAGACGGCGGCCUUCUGGAGCCAGAUCCCACUGCCGCACGGCACACACACCUUCCACGCCGCCUGUCCCUUCUGCGCCCAGCAGCUGAGCGGGGAGCAGGGCUUCGUCAGACUGAUCUUCCAGGGGCCCCUCGACUAGCGGCCCCUCGACUGGCUGCCCUGCAUCCUUCGGGUGAGGUGGAGGGGGGAGUUUUUCUGUUAAAGACCCUGCAAAGGAAACGGGGAGCGACACAGAUUUCGUUUCCCUCUACGAUACAAACUUUUUUCUGGACCUUUUGUCUCUUUCUCAUUUUUAAGUGACCUUUGUAUUGCUUUUACAUGAAUGACAACAAAGAUUUCUAUAUUUUCAUGUGAAACCAGAGACACAAAAACCAAACAGAGAACACUGCUGGGUAAACGUUUUGUUUGUUUCUCGGAAAGAACUUCCAACGACAGUAUUUUUCUAAAUGACGAACACACCGUUGUGCAAGCUCACGGUUUUUAUUCACGUUUAUUGUUGCAAUAUGCAUCUGUGUACAUCUCUUAAAGCUAAUUUAAACAAAGACGUUUAUUUAUGGCCCAGUUUUAUCUGUCAGAUAUGCCUAACUUCAAAACUAUUUAGCAUUUUAAUUUUAAAUACAGUUUAUUGUUAGUCAGAUGUAAAGUUUAGAUGUGUUCUGAGGGUCUGUCUGUCCUCAGAUCUGUUUGUCGUAUUUAUACACCCCGUCCUCUGGCGUGCUCUCACCUGUUUACCCUUCAGCUUCAACUUCUCGCCUUUUCCCAUUCAAAGCAAUAGAUCUGGAAACCUCCCAAAGCAUUAUGGGAAACUGAGUCUUCUUGGUGUCUGGGUAACUCUCAGGCACCCUCAAUGGAGCGCUCCCGCCCUUUAAAGUCCGACUGACACUUUUAUAUGUGCGUGAUCUUUUCUGAUCAGAGAAUAGCCAUGAUACCGCAGCUAUGUAGCUAACACACACACACACACACACACACACACACACACACACACACACACACACACACAC
This is a messenger RNA of Trematomus bernacchii (emerald rockcod), 2657 nucleotides long. It is a transcript of the gene peli1b, whose product is annotated as pellino E3 ubiquitin protein ligase 1b. Gene Ontology annotation, biological process: protein K48-linked ubiquitination; regulation of Toll signaling pathway. The coding region runs from base 524 to 1795 and encodes 423 amino acids. Lineage: Eukaryota; Metazoa; Chordata; Actinopteri; Perciformes; Nototheniidae. Gene Ontology annotation, molecular function: protein binding; ubiquitin protein ligase activity. The record is from RefSeq and is a predicted model, not a curated record. The transcript is spliced from 7 exons.